AUGAAGGCAGGAGACGAGCAAGGGCGGGCUCCGAUCACUGUGGCCGCAAACAGGCUCACAAGUUGGUCGGUCAUGAAGAGGGAUGCCAAGGAAGAGGAAGAGACCUUGCAGAAAAGGGAGAGGCAGCCGCGGAGGCCUCGGGAAGGGACUGGUAGAGGCAACACAGUACUUGUUGAUAGCGUUGCGCACGGUGCGGCUGCUACACGGAGCACUGGGCAGGGUGCUGGAAGCACCGUGGAGCAAGCUUUGAUUGCUCAGUCGAUAGAGAGAGAAGGAGAGCUCAAGAUGAGAGUGCAGAGGCUGGAGGAAGAGCUGCGAGAGAAAGAGAGACUGGUGGAGGGGAUGCGCAACAAGAUGAACUCCAUGCUGCACAUUGCAAAUGACUGCGGGGCACAAUGGACAGGAGUGUGGCUGACACUGAAGGACCAAGAGGACCCAAAGGACCUCUCCACGUUGCUUGACAUGCAGGCCAAGAAUGCUGAGGCAAUGCAGAUCGCAGCAGAGAUCACUGGGGCUCAGAAAGAUCUUAGGAAGGAGGGCGAAGACGUUGAAAGAGGCGGAGAGGAGGCCAGGAAGUUGAUGUUCACGGACUCUGAGAUACGAAGCCUAUGUGGAGUUCCGCUCUCAGGAGAGAUGUACAGCUAUGUGAGAUGGAGCAAGCCUGGUGAGUUGCAAGUCGGAGAGCUGGUGGCCGUGAGGAGGCAGAACUCGUUGGUGGUCUUCGGCAUUGUGUUUGCGAUAGUUGACGGGGUUGAAGACAAGGUGGAUGUUACCAUUCAGUGUGCGAGCAGAUAUGCCAAAGGACGUUUGCGGAAAAUACUCUCUCAUAACAAAAUAGGCAAGUUUGCCCCUGCUGCGUUUCCGCACAACUACCACGAGGCAAGGUACAAGGAAUACAUCUCCACCAAGAAUGAGGUGGCAAGUGUUGCUCAAGAGCAAAGAUUGAAGCGCACUCUGUCGCAGUAUCCACGAGACUUGCGUUCUUGGUGCGAGCUAGGAAGGUUGUAUCAUAGCAGAAAGGAGCUUGAGUUGGCGAGGGAUGCAUAUGAGAAGGCGUUGAAGGAGGAUCCUUUCGACUAUGUCACGUUGACGAGCUAUGGAAGGUUGAAGCUGGAGGAGGGCGACAAGACGUUCGCGACAUGGUUGUUUCGAAGGGCAGGAGUACAACAGACUAUGCGAAGCAACGAGAUUUCUUUGACCAAUGAGUUGAGGGACAAGGCGUUGGGUGUGAACAGUCUUGCAGAUGGUUCUCUUGGGCUGGAUUAA
Molecule: messenger RNA, 1266 nt
Organism: Guillardia theta CCMP2712
Lineage: Eukaryota; Cryptophyceae; Pyrenomonadales; Geminigeraceae
Exons: 9
Coding region: 1-1266 (421 amino acids)
Molecular function (GO): protein binding
Source: RefSeq, a predicted model, not a curated record